This is a messenger RNA of Ustilaginoidea virens, 1323 nucleotides long. RefSeq lists its product as uncharacterized. Gene Ontology annotation, molecular function: 1,3-beta-glucanosyltransferase activity. The record is from RefSeq and is a predicted model, not a curated record. Gene Ontology annotation, cellular component: cytoplasm; fungal-type cell wall. NCBI's taxonomy places the organism in Eukaryota, Fungi, Ascomycota, Sordariomycetes, Hypocreales, Clavicipitaceae. Bases 1 to 1323 code for a protein of 440 amino acids. Gene Ontology annotation, biological process: fungal-type cell wall (1->3)-beta-D-glucan biosynthetic process. The transcript has 3 exons.
AUGCAUGCGCCAAGCUUUUGGGCGGCCAUGUUUGGCUUGGCUUCCUCUGGUGCUGCCCUCAGUCCAGUGGAAGCUUACGGAAACAAAUUUUUCAACAAGGAUGGGUCGCAAUUCUUCAUCAAAGGCGUUGCAUACCAACUGGUUCCCCAGGAUCCCCUCGUCGACACGGAGCAGUGCAAGCGAGACUUUUCUCUCAUGAGGGAGCUUGGCGUCAACACCAUCCGUGUAUACCAUGUUGACGACGAUGGCAAGCAUGACGGCUGCAUGAAAGCAAUGGACGAUGCCGGCAUCUACUUGCUGGUGGACCUGGACACCUUCGACACGUAUAUUGAGGCUACUGGACUUUACUGGAACUCUACUCAGUAUGAAAGGUACAGCAAAGUUAUGGAUGCCUUCCAAUCCUAUGACAACGUUCUUGGUUUCUUCAUCGGAAAUGAGAACAUUGCCAAAAAGGACGACUCUCCCGCAGCACCCUUCCUCAAGGCUGCCGCUCGCGAUUUGAAGGCCUACCGUGAUGGAAAGGGUUACCGCAAAAUUCCCGUCGGUUACUCUGCCGCCGACAUUGUGCAGCUCCGCCCCAUGCUGCAGGACUAUCUCACCUGUGGUGGGAAUUCCUCGGAAAUUGUCGACUUUUUUGCCCUCAACUCGUACUCGUGGUGCGACCCAAGUAGCUACAAAACGUCUAGCUACGACAAACUCGAAGAGUAUGCCAAGGACUUUCCCGUUCCAAUCUUUUUUAGCGAGACUGGUUGCAACGUCCCAGGCCCGAGGUUGUGGGAUGACCAAGAUGCAAUCUUUAGCAGCCCCAUGGUCAGUGACUGGAGCGGCGCUAUAAUAUACGAAUGGAUCCAGGAACAGAACCAUUACGGACUCAUUUCCUAUGGUCCCCCGGUCGACGCGUCACAGCAGGGCGAGAACGUCUUUGAUGGUUUCGCCCGCAAAGGCACACCAACACCGGUUAUUCCUGACUUUGACAACCUCAAGAUGAAGUGGGCCGGCAUCCACCCGACGGGUGUCUCGAAGAAGGAUUACGACGUAAAGAAAAUCUCUACCCGUCCGUGUCCUACCUCUACCGCAGGUGGAUGGUGGCAGGUUAAUGGCAAUGUCGUAUUGCCUACGCUUGGAGAAACACUGACAGGGACCUUUACAACUCAAGCUAGUGCCACAGGCGAUGCUUCGCGCACGACAGCAAAAGCGUCAGAAACCGGUAGCGGGACCAAGACUGGCAAAGAUGGUGACAGUGGUGCUUCUGUUGACAAGAGCAUUACCGUUCUAGGCGUCAGCGCUGCCGCAAUUGUCGCCGGCUUUGCACUUCUUCUAUGA